AUGUAUCAGGUGAAUUUAAUCCUUGAUAACUUGCCUGCAAUUCGGUAUAUUAAGAAGGAUAAAUAUUUGUUGCGGUCCACUGGUUAUCCAGUUGGUAUCAAGGUUCAGGAUGCCUAUUAUUUAUUUAAUCACUUGAAGUUAACUGUCCUUGUUCAUAAAUAUGAAGAGGCCAAUGUUGCCCGUGUUAUGGGUACUGGGGAUGCAGCGGAGGUGAUCCCUACUGUUGGCAACUCAGGAUCAGAUGCCCCUGGCUACAUGGUUGUUGGGUUUGAGGUGGUACCUUGUAAUGUCCAGCACAAUACCGAUUCCGUGAAGAACUUGAACAUAUAUGACAAAUACCCGUCCCAGAUUAAAUGUGAUCCAACUACAGUCACCAGUUAUAUCAAGGAGAAUGAGCCAAUGGCUUUUACGUAUGAGGUGUCAUUCGUUGAGAGUGACAUUAAGUGGCCCUCAAGGUGGGAUGCAUAUUUGAAGAUGGAAGGAUCAAAAGUGCACUGGUUCUCGAUUCUAAACUCGCUUAUGGUGAUAACUUUCUUAGCUGGUAUUGUACUUGUGAUUUUCUUGAGGACAGUUAGGCGAGAUUUGGCUCAGUAUGAAGAGCUUGAUAAGGAAGCUCAAGCCCAGAUGAAUGAGGAGUUGUCAGGAUGGAAACUCGUUGUUGGAGAUGUUUUCCGUGCCCCGAGCAAUCCCUCGCUCUUGUGUGUGAUGGUUGGAGAUGGAGUUCAGAUUCUUGGAAUGGCAAUCGUGACAAUUUUGUUUGCUGCCCUUGGAUUUAUGUCUCCAGCAUCCCGUGGAACACUUAUUACUGGUAUGCUGUUUUUCUACAUGAUUCUUGGAAUUGCAGCCGGUUAUGUUGCUACUCGUCUUUGGAGGACCAUGUUCUGUGGAGAUCACAAGGGAUGGGUCUCUGUAUCGUGGAGAGUUGCUUGUUUCUUCCCUGGCAUCGCCUUCCUUAUUCUAACCACUUUGAAUUUCUUGCUAUGGGGUAGUCACAGUACAGGAGCUAUUCCCUUUUCUUUGUUUGUCGUACUCAUUUUGCUAUGGUUUUGUAUCUCGGUUCCCCUUACCCUUGUUGGUGGUUACUUUGGAGCAAAGGCACCUCAUAUUGAAUACCCCGUUCGAACAAAUCAAAUCCCUCGAGAAAUCCCUCCUCAAAAGUAUCCAUCUUGGCUUUUGGUCCUUGGGGCCGGUACCCUUCCAUUUGGCACACUUUUCAUUGAGCUCUUCUUCAUCAUGUCCAGUAUCUGGAUGGGUGGUGUAUACUACGUCUUUGGGUUCCUUUUCAUUGUUAUGAUCCUUUUGGUUGUGGUUUGUGCUGAGGUAUCACUUGUUCUUACCUACAUGCACCUUUGUGUUGAGGACUGGAAAUGGUGGUGGAAAUCUUUCUUUGCUUCUGGAUCUGUUGCCAUUUACAUCUUUCUUUACUCCAUCAACUAUCUAGUAUUUGACCUUAAGAGUUUGAGUGGGCCUGUAUCUGCAACCCUUUACCUCGGAUAUUCACUCUUCAUGGUUCUAGCAAUAAUGCUUGCAACAGGUGCCGUUGGGUUCCUUUCUUCAUUCUGGUUUGUGCACUACCUGUUUUCUUCUGUUAAGCUUGACUGA
This is a messenger RNA of Fraxinus pennsylvanica, 1602 nucleotides long. The record is from the annotation of a GenBank genome assembly. Lineage: Eukaryota; Viridiplantae; Streptophyta; Magnoliopsida; Lamiales; Oleaceae.